Dictyostelium purpureum is the source of this 903-nucleotide messenger RNA. RefSeq lists its product as uncharacterized. The transcript has 3 exons. NCBI's taxonomy places the organism in Eukaryota, Evosea, Eumycetozoa, Dictyosteliales, Dictyosteliaceae. The annotation marks the transcript as partial. The record is from RefSeq and is a predicted model, not a curated record.
AAAUUAAUUAAAUCAGGAAAUUUAUUAAAGAAAGGUAAAAUCAACAAAAGUUGGCAAAAAAGAUGGUGUAUAUUAUCAAAAGAAAGCAAACUAUUUUAUCAUAAAUCACCAACUGAAAAACACUGCGGACUUGUAGAUUUAAACCAAUGUAUUAUUAAAAAAAGUGAAUGUACAGAAAAAGAAUAUAUAUUUGAAAUCAAUACAAGUAAUAGAAUUUUUUUAUUUUCGGCCGAAACUAAAUCCGAAAUGGAGGAUUGGAUGAGAAAAAUCUAUACUCAUUCUAAAAUUCAAAAAGAGAAUGACUUAUUAGAAAGAGCAGAAUAUAUAAUUAGAGAUCAGGCACUAUGGAAAUCAAACCUAGAAGACGAAUUUUUAAAACUAAAGCAUGCUUUCAAUCCAUAUAUUUUUAAUCAAUCUAAUAAUAGUAGUAAUAACAAUAAUAAUAAUAAUUCAAAUAACAUAACCACACCUAGAAAAAAUAGUACUAAUAAAGAUGAUGAUAUAGAUCUAUAUAAUUAUAUUCCACUGUCUUUACUCUCUUUUGGUUUCCAUAAUCAAACAGAUGCGUCCUCAUCCCCCUCACUGUCCCAUUAUAACUCUCUAAGCACAAAACAACUAUAUAAUCAUUUUAACUCAAUAAUUGACCAUGAAUAUAAACAUCCUCUAAUUUUAAUAAACAAUAAUAACAAUAACAAUGGUGGUGGCAAUGGAAUGGGCAAUAGUAUUAAUAUUACAAAUAUUUUAAAUAAUAAUUUAAACACUAUAAGAACGAGAUCACAUACUACACAUAAUAAUUCUACUAGCCCCAAAACAUCAAAUAAAGAAGAUUCUAAAAGCAAUAUAGUAAAUGGUGAUAAAGCUGCUACUUCAAGACGAUUCAGUUUUUUAGGUUUAAAAAAAUAA